Messenger RNA from Pongo pygmaeus (Bornean orangutan), 1003 nucleotides. It is a transcript of the gene PIGF, whose product is annotated as phosphatidylinositol glycan anchor biosynthesis class F. The record is from RefSeq and is a predicted model, not a curated record. Bases 151 to 810 code for a protein of 219 amino acids. Gene Ontology annotation, cellular component: endoplasmic reticulum membrane. Gene Ontology annotation, biological process: GPI anchor biosynthetic process. Lineage: Eukaryota; Metazoa; Chordata; Mammalia; Primates; Hominidae. The transcript has 6 exons.
GCGACUGGCUGUUAGGCCGUGGGUCUCCGCCCCACAGCCCUGCGCCUGCGCGUGGGCCUGGGCCGCCCGUCGUACCUGAUGGUAGGAGGCAGUAGUUCCCCGCUUCCCUUCCGCGGGAGGGUGAGUUAGCUAGCCAUCCAAGAAAACACCAUGAAAGAUACCGAUAUCAAGAGACUACUGUAUACCCAUCUUUUAUGCAUAUUUUCAAUUAUCCUAAGUGUCUUCAUUCCAUCACUCUUCUUGGAGAACUUCUCAAUAUUGGAAACACACUUGACAUGGUUGUGCAUCUGUUCUGGUUUUGUAACUGCUGUCAAUCUAGUACUAUAUUUAGUAGUGAAACCAAAUACAUCCUCUAAAAGAAGUUCAUUAUCACACAAGGUAACCAGAUUUUUGAAAUGCUGUAUCUACUUUCUUAUGUCUUGUUUCUCCUUUCAUGUAAUUUUUGUUCUGUAUGGAGCACCACUAAUAGAGUUGGCAUUGGAAACAUUUUUAUUUGCAGUUAUUUUGUCUGCUUUUACUACUGUGCCUUGCUUAUGUUUGUUAGGACCAAACCUCAAAGCAUGGCUAAGAGUGUUCAGUAGAAAUGGAGUUACAUCCAUAUGGGAGAACAGUCUCCAGAUCACUACAAUUUCUAGUUUUGUAGGAGCAUGGCUUGGAGCACUUCCUAUUCCACUGGAUUGGGAAAGACCAUGGCAGGUAUGGCCCAUCUCCUGUACGCUUGGAGCGACCUUUGGCUACGUGGCUGGCCUUGUUAUUUCACCACUCUGGAUAUACUGGAAUAGAAAGCAACUUACAUACAAGAACAAUUAACUGGAGCAAAGGGAGAUAUUUCUUUGUGCAGAUUCUGUAAGGGCUGUGCAGAAAUAUGUAUGGUCAAAGCCAAGCAGUUCCAUUUACAGCUCUGUUUUUUAUGUAGUUACAACACGAUGUGAUUGUAGCUUUUUAAACUAUGAAACCCCUGAGAGAUUGUACCUUCUAGUUGAAAUAAAGUAUUUAUAAUAGA